This is a messenger RNA of Rotaria sp. Silwood2, 246 nucleotides long. The record is from the annotation of a GenBank genome assembly. NCBI's taxonomy places the organism in Eukaryota, Metazoa, Rotifera, Eurotatoria, Philodinida, Philodinidae.
AUGUUAAAAUUUAUUUUAGUUGCUGAAGAAGGAUCUGCCAUUCUUGAAGAGUUCACAAACGAAGAACUAGAUAUAAUUCAACAAAUAUUUCAACAAAAUCAAUAUCCUGAUAAUGCUGUAAAUAUACUUCUUGCUAAUCAAUUUAAUACUGAUCCAAUACAUAUUCUUUUAUGCUUUGAGUAUUAUCGUUUAAAAGUUCAUGUUGAUAAUUAUCGACGUCACUAUUUACCAACCGUUACUGCUUGA